Molecule: messenger RNA, 821 nt
Organism: Drosophila miranda
Lineage: Eukaryota; Metazoa; Arthropoda; Insecta; Diptera; Drosophilidae
Exons: 3
Coding region: 465-821 (118 amino acids)
Source: RefSeq, a predicted model, not a curated record
GCCCGUUAAAUCAGUACCCCAUCCAGAAGGAGCCGCAGAUGGAGGAUGGCGCACUCAAGCGACGGACAGCAGUAGCCGUUUCGGCCCCUGAUAACGAUGGAUGAUGACUGGGCCAUGGACUGGGUCUAAAUGGAACACUGUCCCGGGGGUAUGGGUAGGGAAUCCUCCUCAUUCCAUAUGCAUAAUGCAUUCAUUUGACAACUCUGACCGGGGCGAAGCGACGCGACCACCGAUCGGAGGAUCAGCAUCUGGCUGGACGGCUUCUAAUGCCUCUUUCAAAUGUGCCGCACUGCCUACGGGCUAUGCUCUGCUCCGCUCCGCUCAGCUCUUCUCCUGCUCCUUCACUAUUAAUUAGAAUGUAUGGCCGUUGUCUCUGUGCCCCAGCCCCUGCCCCUGCCUCCUUCCCCGCUCCCCUUUAUUUUUUGGCAUUUCAGAGUUAACGGCACGCGACAUUUUAAAUAUGUAUGAUGCCCUCCAUCCAUCGCGCUGGGCUCCUGUUUGGGGUUCUCGGACUGCCACUCGCCUCGUUUGCACCAGCGCAGAGGACUACGACUACCCUGAAGCAGCUGUUGAAAUUGAUGACUGCCCUGGCGUUCGGCAUUUGUGUCGAAUAUGCAGCACGGACGGGCAUGGGAUGCGGAUACUCGAGUACUCCUGGGCUUGUUAAGAUAAUGAACACUAUAGCUGGACUGCCUCCGAAUCUGGGAUACCCUAGCCAUCGCUUGUCAAAACUAAUGGAGGCCCAGAAUACGAUGAAACGGAAUAAUCUUCAAGCUGAUUUUCGCAUUAUACCGAUUCAUAUUCGAUAUGCGUACUCGUAA